This is a messenger RNA of Apis laboriosa (Himalayan honeybee), 6910 nucleotides long. RefSeq names its product hemicentin-2 (gene nrm). The record is from RefSeq and is a predicted model, not a curated record. Lineage: Eukaryota; Metazoa; Arthropoda; Insecta; Hymenoptera; Apidae. Bases 797 to 5194 code for a protein of 1465 amino acids. The transcript is spliced from 21 exons.
GUUAUUCGCGGCCUCUCUCCUAUCUCUAUCGUCGCUCUCGUUCGAAAACACACGCAGUACACACAUACACACACACAAACACAGAUACACACGGUGCACGAUCAUCUCUCGACGUGAUUAUUAUACCCUCGACCCGUGGCCUCUAAGAUAAAAGGCGUCGUUCUAGAGCGAUCCUCCUCCUCCUCCUAUUUCUAUAUCGCGCGCUAUAUCCUUCGUUCAGGGUACCAGGAGUUUCUUACCUAAUCAAGUGGAAGCUUGUCGACGCCCUCGGACCCGAUUCCCUCCGUGUCUCCUCCAAUUCUUUCCCGUCCGGUGGCUGGCUGCACCAGUAGCCCGCCGUUUAUCGAGCGUGCACGUGCUCCGUUUUCGUCCCUCCGUGUGACACGCUUCCGUCAAUCUGACGGCUCUCCAUCCUUGGAUCCAGAUUUGCUACGUUUACCCGUUUUGGUGUAUGUCGUGUUUCCAAUGGAUUCGCUGUGAUCCCGGCGUGUUGGAUCGGAUGCUCCGCGGGAGGAUCGAUCUCCGUGGGAGAAUCUUGGAACUAGCGGUUCCGGGUAUCCACGAUCCGGCUUGAGUAUUGGGCCCUGUCUGGCCAACCACGGCCGAGAACAGUGCAGGAAACUGUACUCCACGAUCUCUACGCGACCUGUUGUUUGAAAAUUAGGGUAAUAUUGGUCGGUGAGUUGUGUGUUGGCCGUGAGAGAAGAAUAUAUUCACGGUACAGUGACCCGACGAAUGUGGUGCGUGAAUUAUUGAGUCGAGUUUCGUUUGCCUCGUCGUUUGAUUCGUCGUUGGGAUGGCAAGUGGACAGGAUUUACCUAGCAGGAUUACGGACAGGGAUCUGACGAGGAUGAUCCUCUUCAUGCUUCUAGGCUUUGUCCAGCUUCUCCAGUGUGUUAGAGGGAGCAGCGAGCCAUGGCUGAAGAGCGUGAAGCACGCGGAACUCGGCACAGAGGUGCAACUGCCGUGCGUGCUGAAAUUACCCCAGUGCGAGGGGCUUCACAGCAUCAAAUGGUAUCGAGGCGCGACACGUAUCUUCAUCUUCAGCGAGGACGUCGGGUUAACGCGGGGGAACAACGACAUAGCCGUGAGGUCUGACAUACAAUACACGACAAAUUCGUCGAAGACGUUCUUGAAGAUUCCUGACGUCAAGUUGGAGGAUGAAGGCCUAUACAAAUGUGAAGCUACUUACUUGGCUGUGAAUCGAGAGUGCAACAAUGUUCAGCAUAUCAUACUUAACGUCACUGUUCAACCUGCAUUCGUACGUGUCAUCGACGAGACGACGAGGAAGACGUUAAGCACCGGCGCCACUUUAGGGCCUAUAAACGAAGGCUCCGUGAUUUCCUUGUACUGCGAGAGCGGCGAGGGGAAACCAGUGCCUACGGUCGAGUGGUUCAAGAACGAGCAACCCGUGGAAGCGUCCAGCACGACGACGAUAGCCGAGAGCGGAAUAGGGAACGCGAGUAGUUUGCUGCAGAUGCAAAUCACACGCGACGAGCUCAAUACAACUUUCACGUGUAAAGUCAACAGUACAGCCCUCGUCGAGCCUCUCACCGUCGACAUCAAGCUCGAUGUUCAUGUUCGACCGUUGAAGAUGGAUUUAGCCGGGGUGGUGGGUCACGUGGUGCAAGGAACGAAAAUCCUGCUUCAAUGCACCGUACGAGCAGCCAGACCAGCCGCGAACAUAACUUGGCAGAAUGGUACCGAGUAUUUGAACGCCAGUGACAGGUUCGACAUGUUCGAGACAAAAGUGGAAGAGAAUGAGGAUGGCACGUCGGUGACCAUAGGUUACCUCGCUUUCACGGCCUCUGUGUACGACAAUGGAAGAACGUUCAAGUGUUACGCCGAGAACUCGGUCACACGUUCCGAGGACAUGAAACCGAUGAUAGAGUCGACAACGAUCGAAGUUUUAUAUCCGCCUAUAGUAACGAUGAAGCCAGAGAAUAUCACCGUAAAUGAAACCGUAGAUUUUAUAGUAUUUUGCGAUUACGAAGCUAACCCGGCUACCUUAACGAGAGUAUCAUGGUAUCGAGACGACAAGGAAUUAGUUCUAACCGACGAUCACUACGAGGGCGGUAUCACGGAGCAAACGGCCCUCACCGUGAAAAAUGCGACACCCAGUGACAUGGGCACUUACAAAUGUGUACUAGAGAAUAACGUUGCCGCAUCCACUUCAGAGGACGUCGUUCAAGUCUCUGUUCUGUACAAGCCGGUGGUGAAGGUGAUAAUGGACCCGGAAACACCUGUGAACGAGGCGGACCGUCAGAACGUCUCGCUGACCUGCGAGGUUGUUACCGGGAAUCCAGCAAGCCUGACCGCCGUACGAUGGUACUUGGACGGGGAUCUGUUGAAAGAACUUCCGGAUUGCACGAGGAAUAGCAGCUCGACCACCACGACCACCGAGGAAUCUUUAAUUUUCUGCGAUAUCGAUCCGAGCAAGCUGCUGCUCGAAGCUGUGGGACGCUCCUUUCACGGCAACUACUCUUGCGAGGGUAGAAACGACGCUGGCUGGGGGCCACUUUCACCGAGUGCGCCUGUCAUGGUCUAUUACAAACCAGGCCCAGCCUCGAUCUCGUACGAGCCCCAGCAGGUAAUAAAGAAACGGCCGUUGACCAUCACUUGCUUCGUGCUCGAUCCAGGACGUCCGAAGGUGACCGGGUUCAAAUGGCUGCGAGGGCUUCACAGACUUCCGGAUGAAAACAACGCCACCCUCACCAUCGAAUCGGUUAAUUUGGAAACCGAGGCGAACUUCACUUGUCUGGCUUACAACGAAGCCGGCGACGGCGAUCCAGCUACCACGUUUAUCGACGUGUCCGCGGCGCCAGCGUUUAUCAAGAAGCUCCUCCCUUAUCACGGCUACGUGUACAAUUCACCGAACGUUAGCAUCAUGUGCUGGGUGGAGUGCGCCCCAAUGUGCAAUAUCUCGUGGCUGAAAAACGGUGUCCCCAUGGACUUCACGAAAACAAAUCGAUACUACCUGAUGAACGUUCUUCAUCCCCCUGAUCCGCGAACGAACGACUUCGAGAGCAUACAAUCGACCCUGGUUUGGAAUCUGACCGCCUGGCCCAGUGGACAACUCGACCGUGUCGAGGACAACGUUAAAUUCACCUGCGAGAGCAGCAGCAACGGGAUUGGAUCCGGGGUGAAGAGUAGCACCCACUUUCACGUCGAAUUUCCACCGGAAAAUAUGACGAUAUCGAAGAAGAUAAUAGACGUUACCGUGGAUACGAUACCGGAAACGGUGACCUGUAACGCGAAGGCGCUUCCGGAACCGACUUUUCGCUGGUUUCGGGAAGGUUCCACGGACAUUAUAGUCGAAGGCCGCGUUCUCGACCUGAAAGUGCCGAUUCCUAGGCGAAGCAACGGUACCUAUUACUGCGAGGCAUCGAAUCGUCAUGGAACCAAGAACAUCUCCAUGAUCAUGAAUGUUCAAUUUAAGCCAGAGUGUCACGUGGAAAGGGAGCGAAUAGACGGAGAGGAUUACGUGGUGUGCUCGGCGAUGGCCAAUCCGAAGGAGACCGAUUUCGUUUGGUCGUUGAAGAGUGACAAUGACACGUUGGAGCAGAUCGCCGUUGCGCGCAAUGGGAAAAGCUACAUCCGCCUCGAUACAUCGGUAACCAAUUUCCGGACGUAUGUUUGCGUUGCGAACAACUCCAUCGGCUAUUCCAGCCCUUGCGACCGUGACGUGCCAGGUCAUAUACCUUGGUGGCAUCAAUUGGAAGGAAAUCUUCUUUUGAUCGUGAUCGUUGCCGCGGUUGUCCUUAUACUUGUGAUAAUCAUCAUCUGCGUGAUCAUCUUCAUCGUUUGUCGACGCAAGCGAAACCAGAUGAAAUACAGUAAUCGGGUGGUCGAGCUGGAGGAACGUGAACAUCCAGACGGUGGGCCACCGAGUCCAACAGUGUCCUCCCACUCGACCCAAACGACGGUCCAUCCAACUGCCGCGCCCAGGUGGCCACUGAAACCCGGUGUGCUGGUGCACAUCAAUCGAAGCCACAGCCUGCGAUCAGGGCUGAGCGUACGCGCGAACGAGUCGCUUCGUAACGAGUUGAUGGGCAGCCGGAACGAGCCGACUAUGGCCGAUCGUUUCAUCGUCGAGACAACGAUCGCGAAAGUCGGCGGGAGCGGGAAAAUGUUUCGCAGGCGGAAGGAGGCGCCGCAGAGGAGGGUGACCGUGUCCGGUCUGCAUGACGAGGGUAUGCUUGCCAGGGCUAAUAAAAUUAAGGCGAUGUUUGGAGUGCAGCUUAAAGAGCAGGCCACUUUGCCGGGAAUUUCGAGAGAGAAGACAGCCGUGACUUACAAAAGAAUAGCGCCGCAGCGGAAGGUAUUGCAUGCGGAAUCAUCCCGCGAAUUGAACCGAGCCAACGUCUCCCGUAAGCGAAAGAAACCAGGCGCAGAUCCCAAUCAAGCUGCGAAUAACAAUCACGUGAACAGCGUGUCGGAGGGACUUCCGGAGUCCGGGGCGAAGACGUUUUACGAGAAUUUGCCUUUCCACGGGAUCCAAUCACCGCCUAACAAGUUGGUUUCCCCUAUGUUUGCCCGAGUUUCGGCUUUGCAUGGCACGUUGCACCACCACCACCACCACCAUCAUCAUCAUCAUCACCGCUCUGUGCCGAGCUCGCCGUGCCCCUCGCGGCCUCCCAGCAGAACGGUGUCGCUCUGCGACGCCAGUUCCGGUUACGAGUCGACAAGGAGCCAUCUAGGCCCCCACUAUAGCGACUACAACGUGCCCAGGAACAAUUCGCCCGUGUUGAGGUACAACAGCUUGAAGCCACGGCGAAGGAAGAACAAGCGUUCCCAAUUCUACUCGCUCAGAUUGUGCCGCGGUGGCGAGAACUCGCAGAUUCACAGGAAGUAUCAGCUUUACGCUAUACCGAUAUACAAGUGCCCGCACAAGGCAAGCGGAAGCGCGAGCACGAUAACGUCGAUCGUCAGAUCAUCGGGUACACCCUCGACUUUGUCGACGAGUCGAGGCCGAGAUCAGAAUCGAUCGAAGGACGAGGAGGAGGAGGAGGAGGAGGAGGGUCGGGAUAAAGGAGAGCCGUCGAUCGAGAAACGCUCCCAGAUGCCGCCACCUGUGCCCGCGCCAAGGAAGCGCAAGAGGACCGAUCCCUCGAAGCACACGUAUCAAAACGUUCCCAAUCCCGUUUUUCCGGCGAAAAACGCCUCGUUGUUGCUCAAUGGAGCCAAGAUAUAAAACAGCAGCUUCGAGCAAAUAGGAGGUAGAGUUGCCGGAGUUGCCCAGUUAUAAUCGGAAAUCAUAUUUUCCCUGCUAAGCUGGAUCUGGCCACCUAUGUAGCGACCGUCCUUGUGUAUGUCGGCCGCUUAUCAAGUAAGUUUCCACACACGCACACACAGUCACGUCACCGACGAUAACCGACACGUACACACAUAUACACACACACGCACACACGUGAAUAACAACUCAUUUCUGGACAACACAAUUCUGCUUGCCGCCAAGCUUUUCAACCCGAUUCGUAAAAAAGGAAAAAAGGGGAGGGGGGGAAAAAAAGGAGGUGAAAUAUUAUUUCUCGAAUCUUUUUAAGAGCGAAGGCUGCCUCUCUGUAUUCCCUCUCCCUCUCUCUCUCUCUCUCUCUCUUCUAUAUCCUCUUUUUUUUUUUCGUUUUCGUUACCUUUCAUCCCGUUUCGUUUUUUUGAAAACGUCUCUUUUGCACCGAGCCAAGUAUUGUUUUAAAGAGACUGUAAAGAGAUAUUUACUCGGCUCGUCCGGUGGAAGCUGUACCGUAGAAACGCGGAUACGGCUCGCAAAGUCGCUUAUCGCGGACGAAAAGGGAAGAAAAUUCUUUUCAAGAUGCGACGCGAGCUUCAAACGAUCCCACCACGUUAUAACGAGUACUUUCGACGAGAAAGUACCGCGAUAACGAUGUUUCGCUCAUUCUCCGGAUUGCUGUGUAAGUAUGCGCGCGUUGGAUUUACGUUUCCGUGGUUCAGGGGAAUUCCGAUCGAUGGUCACCAUCCUAUUUUCACCGAAAUAAAAUUGAGAGAAAAUGAGAUUUGAUGACGGAGAUUUGAUCGUUUGAAUGUUGGAAAAUAAUAUUGAUAUUAGAAAAAAUAAAUUCAUCAUCAUUUUUUAGUUUCUUGGUUAAAAGUAAUUUAAUUUGCAGAUAAUUUGACAAAGAAAUGACAACAAGUUCGUUCUCGUCAAGAGAUAUUGUCAAUCUUCAAAAAAAAAAAAGAAUAUGAAAUAAUAGAAAAGAUCAGAUAUGAAGAUAACAUAAAAUAUUUAAAUGAUACGAUGGAUUUUACUUUUAGAUAGUCUUAACAAGUUGACUCGCGUGUCGAUCAAAUAUGAUGGACGUAUCUUUUUUUAAGCACGUCAUAGCGACUCGAAAAUCAAUAUUAUUAAUCAUACAUGAUAGACACAUUGUUUGUAGAUCUUGAAGCGUGAUGACACGUGAAAUAAAUAAUAAUGGCAUGAAAACUUCUCCAUUCAAAUGUUAUCUGUCAAUACGAUCAAUACCUCCCAUGAUAUUCUCGUCCUAUUUGCUCACGAAUCGAACAAAUCCAAUCGAUUUAGGAUAUGAUAAUGAAGAAUUUCAAAAAAAAUUUCGUUCGAGCUUCAACAAUACGAACAUUUUAUUAAAAUCAAUCUAUUUAUUAUCGUAAUCUCUACGUAUUCAUUUUCAAUCGAAUUAAUCGAAUUUGAAAAGUUUCAAAAUUCACGGUAUUACCGAAAAAAAAAAAAAAUAAUCCAUGGCAAUGAUGUUAUCGUCAUUAUCGAAUCCACGAGGAAUCCGAUGCGACCGAUCAUCCCUCCCCGCGAGCCGUAAUUAUUCGAAAUCGCGAUCGAAAGACGAAAUAACAUUUCGCCUCCAGCCUCCGAUAUCGCGAUAACCGGCAUUAACGACACCUAUCCCGACGGGCGUAUCCCCCCAGCGACUAACCGUGCCUG